Sinocyclocheilus rhinocerous is the source of this 4176-nucleotide messenger RNA. Its product is annotated as suppression of tumorigenicity 5 protein-like. Lineage: Eukaryota; Metazoa; Chordata; Actinopteri; Cypriniformes; Cyprinidae. The transcript has 20 exons. The record is from RefSeq and is a predicted model, not a curated record. The coding region runs from base 181 to 3576 and encodes 1131 amino acids. Gene Ontology annotation, biological process: positive regulation of ERK1 and ERK2 cascade.
AAGUAGGGAGGGAUUUACCCCGCUUGAACGGACAUGCCUGGAAGUUUAGGGAAAAGUUCCAGGUAUUACCGGCAAAUCAAUGAGUUUUUGCAAUCGCUACGAGUGAAUGUGAGACGCUGAACAAAAUGGCACGAACAGCGGGACAUUUCGUUCAGCAGGUGAGGUGGCCGUCAGAGGGAGAUGACUGCCAACAAGAGUUCCAAAACUGCACCAAAAGCAGGAGCGGCUAAAGGUCCACAGGAAAACUCAGACAGGUGUCAAUCUGUGUCCCCACCUCCAAUUCUUACCACUGGAAAAGAGUCAUGUUCCUCUCACCUCAGUGGCAGUGAAGACGCCAGUCAGCAGGGAAGGUACGAUAAAGCUGACGCUAAACUCUGGACUCAAAAGAACUGGAGCUGUAAGACCGCCAGCUUGAGAAGUGGCGCCUCGCUCUCUGACUUUGAAUGCCAAAGCAGGCUCACCAAAUCUAGGAGCAUUAGCUGUCUGGACAAGAGGCUCACCAUCCAGAACCCACCAAGUGGCAAUAACCAGGAUCAGAAGGAGAACCAGCCGCAACAGGCCCCCCCUGUGGGGGAUGGAUUGAAUCCUGGACCCCUCAGCUGGAGUACUCUUUCAGUAGGACCUACAACCAAGCUUGGGCACAAGCGCACGCUCUCACUCAGUCAUACAGGGACCUGCAUCUCAUCCGUCGCCAUACGCAAAAAGAUCUCGGAAUGGGAGGGUCGAAAGGCGGCUCUGCCUAGAAUGAGCCUUUGCCUGGAGAAGAGGCCUGGAGGUGGAAGCGAGUGUUGCCCAAGCCUGCUGUCCUCACCCUGCAGCGAGAAAACCUUUGACUUUAAGGGUGUGAGGAGGAUGAGCACAGCAUUUUCGGAGUGCUCCUACCCUGAAAUUGAGGAAGAUGAGCACGUAUCGGAUCGAGAAGCUCCUUUAAGGUUCCAGAAGAGGCCUUCAAAGACAGAGUCCUCAGGGAUUUUCGUCCGCACGCUCUCGGCACGCAAGGAGACCUCAGCCGUGCUCAGCCGCAUUCAAAAAAUUGAACAGGCCUUGAAGGAAAGUCCCUCUUCGUCUCCUCCACAGUAUCUUAGUAAUUGCUACAGCCUUGACAAGUCCAGACAGAAGUCUUUCAUCAUAAGUGGAACAGAGGACUUGGACAGCACUUGUGGCAGCAAGCGGAGCAGCAUCUGCUCCGUGGCCACCGAACCCGAAGUUUCUCCAGGGUCUGAAAGACUCUCUAAGCUCAAGCAGAGGUUCAGCAUCAGCUCUACCAGGUCAGAGAGCCCAGAACUCUCUUCUGCACAGGACUCUCCUGGAAUCACAGUGAACCCUUUGCCCAAACCCAAACGAACAUUUGAGUAUGAUACCAACCGCAACCACAGAGGCUUGUUGCCUGGUAAUGGACUAGCUCCCACCACUGAAUCUCCACCUCCACUUCCUUCCACCCCAGCACCUGCUAUAAUGAGAAAUUCAAAGACAGAUGAAAGCUUGCCUAAGAAGACUCAAGAUAGAGAAUCGUGUGAGUCAGAAGAUGCUGUCAGCCUGCCUUCCUCAUACCCGUCCUCACCCACAGAGAAUGGCACAGAGAACCACAGUCGGCCCAGCUCCAAGAGCACACUCGAGGAGAAUACCUAUGAGGACAUAGUGGAGAAAGAGAAUCCAUAUGAGGAUGUAGAUCCAGUGAGGAGAUGUCUGGCCAGAAAUUCCCGCCUGUUACCCGAGAGGUCCCGGGACUCACUCAACAAGAUGUGGACCUCCCAGGACAGGAAGUCCAUUACACCUCCCCAGCUGCCCUCUAAACCGAGUAGUCAGUCUCUGCGGCUGCCAGGUCCUGCUGACAGGAAGAGCCAGCACACAUCCCGCCUGUCUAAGAGGCACAGCCAUGAUGACAUGCUGCUGCUACCCCAGCUGGGCAUGCCUUCCUCCCACUGUGGCCUAUUAGAUGACAGCCUGAACCCUUCCACCGAUACAUUGGCGUCCCACAGGCAGAAACGAGUCCCCAAGGUGGUGCAAAGAAUAAACUCUAUCUACUGUACAAAAAGAGGAAAGAAGAGGCUAAAGAAACUUUCGCUUUCAAACAUAGAAACUGCGUCUCUAAGAGAUGACAACAGCGAGAGUGAAAGUGACUCUGAUGACAGGUUUAAAGCCCACACUCAGAGGUUACUGAAGCUGCAGUCAAUGCUGCGAAGUGCACCCAGUUACAGGACUCUGGAGCUGCAGCUGAUUGAGUGGCAGGAAAGGGAGCUCUUUGAGUACUUUGUGGUGGUCUCACUGAAGAAAAAGCCCACCAAAAACUCUUAUACUCCAGAAGUCACUUACCAGUUCCCUAAGUUAGAGAGACUCACCAAGCAGAUGAGGGAAGCUGAACAGAGACUCAAGGCUAUCCCACAAUUCUGCUUUCCAGAUGCCAAAGACUGGAGCCCUGUGUCUGAAUACAACAGUGAGACCUUCUCUUUCAUGCUCACCGGAGAAGAUGGCAGUAGACGCUUUGGGUAUUGUAGACGGCUUCUGCCGAUUGGGAAAGGGCCUCGUCUUCCUGAAGUGUAUUGUGUCAUCAGCCGACUGGGCUGUUUCAGCCUAUUUUCCAAGAUCCUUGAUGAAGUGGAGAGGAGGAGAGGGAUUUCGGCUGCUCUGGUGUAUCCUUUCAUGAGGAGUGUGAUGGAAUCUCCUUUCCCAGCACCAGGCAAAACCAUAAAAGUCAAAACCUUCCUGCCUGGAGCAGGAAAUGAGGUUAUUGAGUUACGAAGGCCCAUGGACUCCAGACUAGAGCAUGUGGACUUUGAAAGUCUGUUCAACUGCCUGAGUGUACGACAGGUGGUACGUGUUUUUGCCUCUCUGUUGCUGGAACGAAGAGUCAUCUUUGUGGCUGACAAGCUGAGUACUCUUUCCAGCUGUGUUCAUGCGGUGGUGGCUUUGCUCUACCCGUUCUCCUGGCAGCACACCUUCAUCCCUGUGCUGCCCACCUCCAUGGUGGACAUCGUCUGCUGUCCCACGCCCUUUCUAGUCGGGAUUCUCUCCAGCUCACUGCCAAAGCUCAAGGAACUACCCGUGGAGGAGACUUUAAUGGUCGAUCUUGGAAAGGACCGCUUCAUCAGACAGAUGGAUGACGAGGCCUCUCUAUUACCACGCAAACUGCAAGCUGCUCUGGAGCAAUCUCUCGAACAGAGGAACGACAUCAUCAAUCAAGACUCCGACAGCGAAUCAGAUGAAGAGUGCACCACCUCUUUGAACAGUGUUGUAUCAGAGGCCUUCAUCCGCUUUUUCCUGGAAACCAUUGGCCACUAUUCGCUGUUUCUUACCCAGGGCGAAAGAGGGGAGCGCAACUUCCAGCGCGAAGCCUUCCGCAAGUCAGUGGCCUCCAAGAGCAUCCGGCGAUUCCUGGGUGUCUUCAUGGAGUCUCAGAUGUUUGCUGGAUUCAUCCAGGAUAGGGAGAUGAGGAAGUGUAGGGCCAAAGGUCUAUUUGAGCAGAGGGUGGAACAGUAUCUGGAAGAGUUACCAGACACAGAACAGAGUGGAGUCAACAAAUUUCUGAAGGGUUUAGACUGUGGACAUUUUCUACGAAUGCUACAUCUGAAGACCUAACACGGCUAAGUCAAGUAUGUUAAGAUGUGCCUGUUAUGUUGACUCUGAUAUUUUUGUACAUAUUUAUGGAAGCUGUGCUGUUAAUCACAUGUAGCUCUGUUGUUACCUUUACUGGUACUUUGUAUAUGAAACUAGAGAAAUAAUAGGAUGGUACUGAGAGUAUGAAUGGUUAUAUUGCAGUAUAACCUCCACCCUUGGAGAUAACUGUGUUGAGCUGGAUGAGAUGAAUGGAAACUUGACAGGUGGAUGGAUGUACAGUGGCUAUGUAGUAUUUAAUGCUAGAAUUUCUCCAUGAACUGUAUUUUGUACAUUUAUUAACACAUGAAGAGUAUAAUUACCUUAUUUACUAUGUUUAAUGAAAAAAAUCAAUAAAGGUUUUCUGUUAACAUCUCAUUCUGCAUUAAUUAACAACAUUGUUACAAAAUGUUUAGGACCAUAGAAGCAGACCCUAGCAUGCUGUCUGUUCAGAGGAGAUAUUCCCAUCCCUGGCCUUUUCGUGUAGCAACAAUGAAUAAUACACUGGGAAUGUUUUGAAACUUGACACAAUUUUGCUACAUUAAAGGAACAUACGUAUAAAACUCCUGAAUUGGUCAUAUGUGU